Molecule: messenger RNA, 791 nt
Organism: Arvicola amphibius (Eurasian water vole)
Lineage: Eukaryota; Metazoa; Chordata; Mammalia; Rodentia; Cricetidae
Gene: Rprml
Product: reprimo like
Exons: 1
Coding region: 221-574 (117 amino acids)
Source: RefSeq, a predicted model, not a curated record
UCCAGCUCGCACGCCGCCUGUUGCUCUCUAUUCCCGGCCGCCGGUUUCCCGCCCGGAAGGUAGGCGGACCGAGAGUACCAGCGCGUGGGUUGCCUCCCGCCUUCCUCUCCUCCCGGCUCAAGGGUGAUCAAGGGGCCCCCGGGCGUCCCCGACAGCGCGGACGCUGCCAGCUCCCGGCGCGCCCUGGACCGCGCGCCCAGACUCCGGGCGCUGCGCCGCGAUGAACGCGAGCUUCCUGAACCACAGCGGCCUGGAAGAGGCAGGUGGUGACGCCCGGGCCGCCCUGGGGAACCGUAGCCACGGGCUGGGCACGUGGCUAGACUGCUGCUCCGGGGGCGCACCGCUGACCGCCAGCGACGGGGUCCCCGCUGGGCUGGCACCCGACGAACGCAGCCUGUGGGUGUCGCGCGUGGCGCAGAUCGCCGUACUCUGCGUGCUGUCGCUCACCGUGGUCUUCGGCGUUUUCUUCCUGGGCUGCAACCUGCUCAUCAAGUCCGAGAGCAUGAUCAACUUUCUGAUGCAGGAGCGCAGGCCCUCCAAGGACGUGGGCGCCGCCAUCCUGGGACUAUACUGAGCUCCGGCCGCCUUCGUCAACGUCGCAGCACCGCGAGCGAGGGACCGCAGAACAUCUGCCUCGAGGCUUUAGCCCCCGGCCGCGGUCAGCGACGUGGCUCGUACCGCCCCGGCCUGAACAUCUCGGGACUCAGCAGCAGCAGAGCGUGCGAAAGGACUGUCACUCCGGGCUCUCACUCCGUUUGCGCUCCAGUGGGGGUCGGGAGCGCAGGUUUUUU